AUGGCUCGCUUUGGGUUGCUUGGUUCUAAUGUGAGCUGGAGUGUUAAUAGAAUUUUGAAACUGCGAUCUAUUGCACUCACCAUCUUAUCAUCUUCUGGUUAUCUUAGGCUUAACGACAUUUGGGAAUCUAUUUGUAUCAAAAGAGAGAAGGUUCCCUGGCAGAAUCUUAUCUGGUUUCCCAUGCACAUUCCUAAAUUCAGUUUGAUUGCUUGGAUGUCUUUGUUAAACAGAUUACCAACUAGAGAUCGGCUACUCAAAAUGGAAAUUUCCACAGAUGGGACUUGUGAUAACUGCAGUAAUGAUCAGGAGACGAGAAAUCACCUUUUCUGUCAAUGUUCUCUUGCUGUUCGUCUUUGGAGCUUUGCCCUUAUGCUUAAUGGCUUGAAGAAUGCUUCAUCUACUUGGGAAGAAAUGGUUACUCGGGCUUCUUCAACUUGGAAAGGGAAAUCCUUGCUCAUCACCAUCCUGAAGAUUGCUUGGACAACCUAUAUCUACACUUUGUGGGAGGAAAGGAAUCGUAGAAUCUUUCAAGGUCGUCAUAGAUCAACCGAUGAAUUGCUCAAGAUUAUUAUUGAAGCCGUGCGAAUUCAACUAAAGGGUAAAAAUAUUAAUAGAGCUGAUAGAACAAAUUCUAACCUUUGUAUUGCUUGA
Hibiscus syriacus is the source of this 651-nucleotide messenger RNA. RefSeq lists its product as uncharacterized. NCBI's taxonomy places the organism in Eukaryota, Viridiplantae, Streptophyta, Magnoliopsida, Malvales, Malvaceae. The transcript is spliced from 2 exons. The coding region runs from base 1 to 651 and encodes 216 amino acids. The record is from RefSeq and is a predicted model, not a curated record.